UCAGGGAGCCUGUUGGAGAUGGGCUGUUGCUUUAACUACUCCUCUCUGAGACCUGCAUACCCGUUCUCCCAGGUCCCAGGCACAACCAAAUUUCAUUUUGGAUAAUUCAUAUCUGCCGCAGCAGACAUUUAUGGACUCCACACAGUUGGUUUGAUGAAUAUUAUGCAAAGCAGGAGAAAGGGCAGUGAAUGACAAUGUGAAUAGUGGUGUUGGGAGGCCACAGAAAACACACCUCACCUGCAGUUUGUAGCUGCUCUCUUUUCAGGAAUAACAUUCCACCUGCUCUGCAGCUCAUUGAAUGAGAUGGGACUAAUCGCUGACAUCAAGGACACCAUGUCCAAGGCGGUGUUUACUCCUUCCAGUCUGUUAUCCGGCCGAGGCGGGCUGCACAUGGCCCAGAUCCUUAUGUCCGUGGUCACCUUCAUCUUGGGCGCCUUCAGAGGAGGGAGCAGUCAUACCUACUGGAACUAUGCCAUGUUCACCUGGGCCUUCUGCCCCAUCAUGACCCUCGUCAUCACCAUUAUUGAGAUGUUCAAGCUGGAUAUCAUACUCAAUAUGUUUUGCAUGGACUGGUCGGACUUCACCACCGGGAUGGCCAUGUCCUCCACCCUCAUGACCGUCUCCGUCGCCAUCACUUACGGCAACUUCUACGCCUGCCUGAAAUGCCUGUACGGCUGGAUAGUGACCAUCUUCGCCUUCCUGUGUGCCCUCGUCUACACGCUGGAGGUGGUGAAGGACAAAUUCCUGGACAAGAAGAAAGGCAGCUACCUGGCGGCUGCGCCCGGAUUCUGGAAGGUCAUGGAGGCCUUCGUGAGCUGCAUGAUUUUCAUAUCGCUGACUGGGUACCGGGACAAGCCCGCUCUGAUCCUGUGCGUGGUUGCAUACGCCAUCCCCUUCCCCAUCCUGCCUUUGAUCAUCGCCACCAACAUCCUCAAGAAACUGAAGACGUGCUUGCCCUUUAACCUGGACCGCUUCGUGUUCAUAUUUCUGGUGAUCUCUGUUGUGCUGUAUAUAUUUGCUGCUAUCAUGUGGCCCAUAUUCAUGUUCAGGAACAACCCUCGACCCAGCGACUGUCCCCCCAGCUUCUGCAUCUGGGCCAUUCAGUUCAUGGUCGCCUUUUUUACGUACGUGAACCUAAUUCUUUUCACACUGGAUCUCAUUUUUACCCUGCUCGGUAUCUUGGACUUUAAACGGACAUAGUGGUGA
Molecule: messenger RNA, 1206 nt
Organism: Pungitius pungitius (ninespine stickleback)
Lineage: Eukaryota; Metazoa; Chordata; Actinopteri; Perciformes; Gasterosteidae
Product: myeloid-associated differentiation marker-like protein 2
Exons: 1
Coding region: 304-1200 (298 amino acids)
Cellular component (GO): membrane
Source: RefSeq, a predicted model, not a curated record